Molecule: messenger RNA, 2705 nt
Organism: Rhincodon typus (whale shark)
Lineage: Eukaryota; Metazoa; Chordata; Chondrichthyes; Orectolobiformes; Rhincodontidae
Product: ALS2 C-terminal-like protein
Exons: 22
Coding region: 318-2705 (795 amino acids)
Source: RefSeq, a predicted model, not a curated record
GUUUACACCACACAUGAUUAAUCCUGGUUUCACAAUCUCAGUUUGCUCUGUGACAGGGUUGAUGUGAUGAGCCUUGUUUAAAAAAGGCCAACUAAGACAACAUACCAAUACCAGGUUAUCUUUUAUUGCACUGGGAAUUCUAAAUAUGGACCAAGACUAGAUGUUUGUUAACAUUUCUUGCUUUGAUACCUGUUGUGUGGAUGCAUUUGAGGUGUAACAUGAAAUUUCGAGGGAAAGAUGCUUUUGAUUCACAGUAAGCACUUCUGAAAAAAUCUGCUGAGGAAGAUGGACGUUCUAAUAUUUAGUUGAGGCACAGAAUGGAGCCAAAUCGUCCAGUCCAGCAGGCUGAUCCAGAUGCACUGCUACAGAGAGCCAAACUUCCUAGAAAUUGGAAUACACCUUUUUCAAAGUCAGCAUCAAGCUCCAGAACAAUCCUUAACUUGGGGCCAGAAAUUAAGGAGAAAUGCCAAAGAGAAGCUGCCUAUCUGUUCAAGCUGGAGCAGGCCUUCAAGAAUUCACUGACUGACCUGAAAACUCACAUUCUAAAGCCUCUUGUCAAGGCUGAAACUUCUGAUCAAAAGAGCCGGCCACAGUUGAAAGAGGCUCUCCUUGUCUUGGAGGAGAGUCUGGAGGCUCUCUACAAUGAAUCAGAAGAACACUGUUUGCAUCUCGCUGAUACUUUGGACACAUUGACCCGAAAGGAGCUCUAUCUACUUGUAAAUGCACAACGGCUCAAGGAAGUUUACAUUCGGUACUUUACAGCAUUCACAAACUAUGUUGUUCUCUGUGGCUUUGAAAACAUUGCAAAACAAACAAGGUACGAGUUCAGGGGAAAAAGUGAAUAUUGGAAAAAGAACAAGAAAAGUUUGAAAGGAUUUCACCUCGAUUUGUCCUCAAAUACCUCGCUUUCUAUGAGCCUGCACAGAGUCUUCCACGAACCCAUACGUCUCCAGGUCCAGAAGUACAUUGACGUGCUCCGGAAACUCAGUUGGGGCUUGCAAAAGAGUCCAGAGACAAAGCCCAUUACUGAUGCACUUGCAACCUUUAUAGAUCUGGACAAAUGGAUCCGUCAGUCUCUGGAUGUGGCAACUUUGACUAAGACCCUGUGGAAUUCACUUGGAAGCAAAUUAACAGAGCUUUUGUUUCUUCCAGAACGGCGCCUGAGAGAAGACAGCAAAAAUGUCCCACUGACCUGUCCAGAUGGCAGGCUUUUGCUGUUCGAUGAUAGCCUUGUUUUUAUUCAGGCUUCUGAAAGUAGCAUCUACAAGCUUGACACACUGUGGGUGGAUAACAGUAGCUCUGAAAGAAAUCAAUUGAAGAUAAUUGUUCCAGAGGAAGAAUUUAUAUUCAUCAUUCAAGAUAUCCAGGAUAAGAUGGUGUGGUUUUGGAAGCUGAACCAAGCUAUUCGCCAGCACUUAGCUGGCAAACUGGAUUUCCCUUUGUGGGGUGAAGAAGGUGCAGAGGAUUCAUACAACAUGCCUGUUUGUCGUUUUGCUGCCUAUACUUUUAACAGCAACCCUCGAUUUAAGGAUGCAAUCUAUGAAGGGGACUGGUAUAAUGGAAAGCCCCACGGCAGCGGAAUCAUGAAAUGGCCAGAUGGACGGAAUUAUGCUGGAAAUUAUGAAGAUGGUGAGGAACAUGGUUUUGGUGUGUAUGUUGCUCCUGGAGGGCCAGAGAUCUUUGAUUGUUAUAAGUGUCACUGGAAAAGAGGGAAAAUGCAUGGCUAUGGCAUCUGUGAGUAUGGAAAUGGAAUGACCUACAAAGGUUAUUUUCAAGACAACCAGCGUCAUGGAUUUGGAAUUCUACACAGCUCUCGACUGGAAAAUCUUCCCUUUAAGUACGUGGGACAUUGGGAGAAUGAUAAGAAAAGUGGAUAUGGAGUAUUUGAUGAUCUUGACAGGGGAGAGAGGUACAUUGGCACAUGGCUGGAAGAUUGCAAGCAUGGGAAUGGUAUCGUAAUUACCCAGUCAGGACUGUGCUACGAGGGAAACUUCCAAUACAACAAGUUAGCGGGUCCUGGAACAAUUCUGUCAGAAGAUGAUUCUGCCUAUGAAGGAGAGUUCACAGAAGAGCUGUUUCUAACUGGAAAGGGAAAGCUCACCUUUAGUAAUGGAUACAUGAUAGAAGGAUUAUUCAGCAACAAAUGGGGAAGUGGUUUGAAGACCAAUGGAACAUUCUGCAAACCCACAGAAGAACUAAACCCUUUGAUCACCAGCAAAAUGCAAUUGGGCAGCCACAUAACCCCAGCUAAAGAUCGAUGGCAGGGAAUCUAUGACCAAUUUAGUGAUUUCCUUCGUUCUGGCUCUGAUGAAACUUCAAUGGAAUCCUUCCUUGGGUUUUACUCAAAGAACAGAGAACGACAGAAAGCUCUGAAGAGCAGGGCAAUAACCACAGAAGUGGGAAGUGCCAUGGAACAUUCCAAUGAAGAUCCGCUUGAUUUUUUAUCUUGCAGCAGGUCAAAUGCUACCAAACCUGAGAAACUGCCACCAAACCAAUGUAACUUGGCUGAGGGGAAAGAGUUGAAGGAGUACCUGAGUGAGGUCUUUGCGUCAACUCGUCAUCCUCUUGGAAAACUACUCCAGACAUUAAUUCUGGUUUUUCAGGACACGUAUUCUGGGAUCUGUAUGCACAAACGGCUACUCUCAAUGGCACAGCAGGAAGUUGUAUCACAUGCUAAGAAACUCUUUGAGUUAGCAAGGAGCUGA